AGAUGGAGCAAGAACCGGAGAGCGAGCCGAGACGCAUACGGGAAGGGUACCUCGUGAAGAAGGGUAGCAUGUUCAACACCUGGAAACCGAUGUGGGUGGUCCUCUCGGAAGAUGGAAUCGAAUACUUCAAGAAGAAGACAGACAACAGUCCAAAAGGAAUGAUCCCCCUGAAGGGAAGUGCCCUCACGAGCCCUUGCCAGGAUUUUGGAAAGAGAAUGUUUGUUGUCAAGCUCACCACCACCAAACAGCAGGACCACUUCUUCCAAGCCUCUCACCUCGAGGAAAGAGAUGCCUGGGUGAAAGACAUCAGGAAAGCCAUUAAAUGCAUUGAGGGAGGCAAAAGGUUUUCCAGGAAAUCUACUCGGAAGUCUAUCAAGCUGCCUUCAUCCAUCAACUUGGGCACUUUGUAUCUCUCAAUGAAGGACCCAGACAAAGGAAUCAGAGAAAUGAAACUGGAAAAAGACAAGAAAAUUUUCAACCACUGCUUCACAGGCAGCUGUGUCAUUGACUGGCUAUUGUCAAACAACUCCAUCCGAAACCGCCAAGAGGGUCUACUGCUGGCGUCUGCCCUCUUGAACGAAGGUUAUUUUCAACCCGCUGGAGAUGCAUCCAAGAAUGCGGCUGAAGGGCUGGCAGAAACCUCCUUCCUGGACCAUCAGGACGCCUUUUAUUACUUUGCAGACAGUGGGUUCUUCUGUGAAGGGAAUUCCAGCGACGACGACACAGUCUUCAUUGAAGAGUUCAGAGGCACCGUGGUCAAGCAAGGAUGUCUACUGAAGCAGGGACACCGGAGGAAGAACUGGAAAGUGCGGAAGUUUGUGCUGAGGGAGGAUCCUGCGUACCUCCACUACUACGAUCCUGCCGGGGGAGAAGAACCACUGGGCGCCAUUCACUUGAGAGGUUGUGUGGUGACCGCAGUUGAAGACAACCCAAAUGGAAAGAAAAACGAAGUGGAAGGAAACCUGUUCGAAAUCAUUACCGCCAAUGAGGUUCACUACCUGCUGCAAGCGGCUACUUCUGCCGAGCGUACAGAGUGGAUCAAGGCCAUUCAGAUUGUUUCCAGGACUGGAAAGUAAAGAAAGAAGA
Molecule: messenger RNA, 1086 nt
Organism: Euleptes europaea (tarantolino)
Lineage: Eukaryota; Metazoa; Chordata; Lepidosauria; Squamata; Sphaerodactylidae
Gene: PLEK
Product: pleckstrin
Exons: 9
Coding region: 3-1076 (357 amino acids)
Biological process (GO): intracellular signal transduction; actin cytoskeleton organization
Cellular component (GO): plasma membrane
Source: RefSeq, a predicted model, not a curated record